Linnemannia hyalina is the source of this 1668-nucleotide messenger RNA. NCBI's taxonomy places the organism in Eukaryota, Fungi, Mortierellomycota, Mortierellomycetes, Mortierellales, Mortierellaceae. The record is from the annotation of a GenBank genome assembly.
AUGACUACCCUCUGCUCCCAGGAACCCAGGAUCCUUUGCUUCCAACGACUGUUCUCCAAUGACUGUGCCAUGAUGCAACCUCAUGUCAUUGUCUACGACUCUGAGCUAGAGCAGCUGGAGUGUCAUCGGUUCGACCUGGAUUCACAAGCAACUGUCGUUAGGAUUGGCAUUAAACUUGGUCAUAUCGUCCGCUGUAGUAUUGGAUCAGGAACAGGAAUAUUGAUCGCAUCCAAGAGCGAUCGACCCAGUCGAUCCAGCGGGUUCAAUCUGUUCGAAUGGACACCAGCGGAACAAAGACUACUGCUGGGACACCUUGACGCGGAAACUAUUGUUGGCUUUUCAGACAGUGCACCUGGUCAACCAUGGUGCAUGUUGUUCACCCAUCCGGACGGUCUUCACGGCGUCUCUGCAAUGCUGGGUUCUGCAAUCAUGAAGAGCACGCUUUCUCGCGAUAGUUCUCCGCCAAUCCACCAGAUCAACGCCAUUCCCACAGAGUACAGGAACAACCUUCGGAUGUGUUACAUUCAAUCCGGAAUUUCAGGAUCAUUGGACGAUGUCGGCGACUGCAGGCGGAUAUGGGCGCACACUCGAUCGAAUGAACUGGUGUUUAUAGAAGAUAGGGCUCUGCAGUGGAGUGUACCAUUCGCAGCGAUAGUUCACAAGAUGCUCUGCUUGUGUGUCUACACGGAAGUAGGAUCCCGCUUGUACGACGCGCUCUUCGGAACGUUAUUACAAGAAUGGUCUCAGGAUGUCCUUCUGGCAGAUGUUCGCGAAUCAGGACUUGUCACUGCUGUCAUCUUACCACGGCACACGCGAAAGAAGCCCGUGGAGUGCAAUCUUUACCCAGCCGUUGGACUCUUGCGCCCAAAAACCGCAAUGGAAACAACAGAAGAGAGCAAGGCACGUGCAAAGUCGAACCUGAACUUGGCACUCGGAACGCUGGAAGAACAACUGGCGCUCAAGCAAAUGAGGAUUGAGCGAUUGCAGGCAUCGCUUGUCAGCAAGAGAGAGAUUAUUCAGGGUUGUCAGGAAAUGAUGUCGGACUCUCUUAGAUUCUCACUUUUCUCAGGACUGGGGCCGAGAAUGCAGCAGGACUCUAUGUUGUCGCAGCGGAGGAGAGGCCAGAGACAGAAGCGACUUUUGGAGAGAUUGGUGCCAAUUGUCGGCAGUACAGUCGCUACGUCCUUUCAGAGCGAAUUUGAUGAUCGUGGAGCUGAGAAGGUCAAAAUUGAGUCAUUGGAUAUUUUGGAGUGCACAGCUGGCUGGGUCGCUUCUGCGUCAAGAGACUUGAUAUGGUUGGGAGUCAAGGUCAAGAACACGUCAGACCAAGCUUUAUUUCAUCUUCGAUUGUCAGUGGCGCAACAAAACUCACGUGGCCGUUGUAUUCCUCGACUGGAGAGCCAAGGGACUGAUGUGUUAUUGGGGAUGGUUCAAGUCGACAAGAGGUGGCUGGAUGACUUUGAGCUGCUGGACAGAUCAAAGGCUUUUGUUCGGAUACUGACGGAUGCGGUGCAGCUCCACUACAGUCUGCAAGAGGGACAGGACAACUCUGAGUCUUUGAACUCGUCAACACUUUUGGUCCCAAGGUUCACAAGACAAGAUAUGCCACCAGAUGCAUGGAGGCGUUCUCUUGGUAACUGUUUAAAUAUGCUCUCCUGUAAACUAUGA